This is a messenger RNA of Humulus lupulus (European hop), 1211 nucleotides long. RefSeq lists its product as uncharacterized. The record is from RefSeq and is a predicted model, not a curated record. Bases 170 to 856 code for a protein of 228 amino acids. The transcript has 2 exons. Lineage: Eukaryota; Viridiplantae; Streptophyta; Magnoliopsida; Rosales; Cannabaceae.
GCUCGGAGACAGCAUCCUGCGAUCCAUCUUCCUGGGGGGGAAUCCUCCCUCCGGAUCGUUCGAGUCACUGGUCAAGAAUCCCCAUCUGGCCAAGAAGACUCCUCCUUCCGGGACCACCUCCAAGUCUCCCGCCAAGGGGAGGGGCUAGGUCCCUGCAGCCACAGAGAACAUGCCCCCACCUCCCCCGCGACCUCCAUCCCCUACUCGGGAACAGGAGGCACCAGCUGGAGGCCCGCCAGUUCCCACUCCCACCAUGCGCAUCCCGGUUAACACCCAGGCUCUGCAGAAAAUCCCCGAGGCCUUCCGAGGGACGGUUUAUGAGACCGCGAGCUAUACGGUGGAGCAUUAUUACAAUGCCACCCCGAGGGACUUGAGGGAGAUCGAGACGAGGAGCCCCGAGAAUGUCAUGGAGUCUUCGCUGGGGAUGACCCUCACAGCGGCUUUGGCUCUACAUUGCAGCAUAGCUCAGUCCAGGGCUAGGAUUGACGAGAUCAGGGGCGAGUUCCAGACUGCUCAGGCCCCUCUCGCGUCUGCCCAACAACAAGAGCAAAGCGCCAAGGUUGCUCUGACGGCUGCCAAAGAGAGUGAAAAGGCUGCACAAUUCGCCUUGGCCGCUGCGAAGACCGAGCUUGAGGAGGCCGAGGCUGCCACCGUGGCAGAGAGGGCGUCUUCGAACUCCUCCCUGGAGGGCAUGCUCUACCAUUGCUGGGCCUUCAACCCGGAUGGCGACUUCUCCUUUUUGGCACCCGAGGUGUGGGAGCCAUUCCUUGCGAAGUUCAAAGCCCGUCUUCAACAGGAGCCGCCUCUGAGACUUGGGAGACUUCCGCUGCUAGCGAGUAAGAGACUGAGGGGGUGACCUCGUCGGAGCGACCUAGGGUGGCCUUGCACUUUUUGUAUUUUUUUUUUUUUUUUUUAUUUAUCUGUAAUAAUUUAUCACGAGGUUUUUCCUCCUCGAGACAAUUGAUUUCAGUUACCCUGAUUUUCAUCAUUUAUUUUUCUUUUUAAUAUGAUGUGAUUGAUAAAAUCCUAGUUUGCGUUAGUUUAUUGACUUUUUCUUCGAAACUACAAAGCAUUGCCAGUCAAUUUUAACCAACUUCUAAGUUCUAGGACCUGGUUAUGUCUAGGACAUUAAUUUUUAAAAAGCGUAGUUCGCGUUAGUUUUAUCGACACCCCGUGUUCUUUAGGAAAAUCACUAAAUUAAUCAAUUUAAC